Scophthalmus maximus (turbot) is the source of this 1758-nucleotide messenger RNA. It is a transcript of the gene psat1, whose product is annotated as phosphoserine aminotransferase 1. Gene Ontology annotation, molecular function: O-phospho-L-serine:2-oxoglutarate transaminase activity; pyridoxal phosphate binding. Bases 77 to 1183 code for a protein of 368 amino acids. Gene Ontology annotation, biological process: L-serine biosynthetic process. The record is from RefSeq and is a predicted model, not a curated record. Gene Ontology annotation, cellular component: cytoplasm. The transcript is spliced from 9 exons. NCBI's taxonomy places the organism in Eukaryota, Metazoa, Chordata, Actinopteri, Pleuronectiformes, Scophthalmidae.
UUCAGUUGAGGCUGAGGAGGAAGAAGUUCACGGUAUCAUCCAGCAGCGGAACAACACGGGACGUCGUCUUCGCACCAUGGAGCAGAAAAGAGUCAUCAACUUUUGCGCCGGACCCGCAAAACUCCCGCAAACCGUGCUGCUACAAGCACAGAAGGAGAUGCUCAGCCACAAUGACCUCGGCUUUAGUGUUCUUGAGAUGAGUCACCGCUCAUCAGACUUCGUCAAAAUCCUCAACAAAACAGAGAGUCUCCUGCGAGAGUUGUUAAAUAUCCCGGCCAACUACAAGGUGAUGUUCCUGCAGGGCGGCGGGUCGGGGCAGUUCAGCGCCGUUCCGCUCAACCUGAUCGGCCUGAAAGAGGACAAGUGCGCCGACUACCUGGUGACGGGCACGUGGUCGGCGAAGGCGGCGAAAGAGGCGGAGAAGUACGGCAAAGUCAACAUCGUCCACCCGAAGCUGGACAGUUACACGAAAAUCCCCGACCCCGGCAGCUGGACCCUGAACCCCUCGGCCUCCUACGUGUACUACUGCGCCAACGAGACGGUCCACGGUGUGGAAUACAACUUCACGCCCGAAACCAACGGGGCGGUCCUCGUCAGCGACAUGUCCUCCAACUUCCUGUCCCGCCCAGUGGACGUGUCGAAGUUUGGGCUGAUUUUCGCCGGAGCGCAGAAGAACGUGGGCUGCGCCGGAGUGACCGUGGUGAUCGUACGCGAGGACCUGAUCGGCCACACGCUCAAAGAGUGUCCCAUUGUCCUGGACUACAAGGUGCAGGCUGAAAAUAACUCCCUCUACAACACGCCGCCAUGUUUCAGUAUCUACAUCAUGGGCCUGGUGCUGGAGUGGAUCAAGAACAACGGCGGCAGCGCCGCCAUGGAAACACUCAACAAGCAGAAGUCCUCCAUCAUUUAUGACAUCAUCAACGCUUCCAAAGGUUUCUUUGAUUGUCCUGUAGACGUGUCUUGUCGCAGCCGCAUGAAUAUCCCAUUUCGCGUGGGGAAGAAAGGAGGAGACGAGGCCUUGGAAAAGGACUUUCUGGAUGGAGCGUCCAAACGUGGAAUGAUAUCACUGAAAGGUCACAGGUCGGUUGGAGGAAUCCGUGCGUCUCUGUACAACGCGGUCACGCUGGAGGACACCGAGGCCCUGGGGGCCUACAUGAAGGAGUUCCUCAAAGAGCACCAAUAAGAUCGGGCCCUCGUGUCACACGGUGGCCUGUCAUUACUGUAGUAUUGUUGUUAUUAAAAGUUCUAGUUAAGAUCCAUGUUGGAUUGGUAAGCUGAUCGUGCCUGUAUCUAACACUCCCUCCAUUGUUCUUUAAGAUUUCACCACUGCUGUUGUCAGAAAUGUCUUUGAAAGGGGGGCAAGAUAGUUUACUGUUUAUUUUUCCGACCGCACUGGUCGGGGCUCGAACGCGCAGCCUCUGGUGCGGGAGACGCACGCGCGAACCACUAAGGCCAAAACCCUGAGGGGAGUGAUGUUUACAAACUGCACACACAGUUGUGUGGUUCGAUCCGCACCAUUUUUUUGUUUGCUUUCAAUUCGCAGAGCCUGUAAAAACUGGAUUCUUUCUUCUUUUCGGCACACGCACACACACACAGAACUUUUACAAAAAGUGUAUUCGAUUCUAAUCGUUUACUGCCCCUUUUAAUUACAACUACGUUUCAUUGAAUUAAAACUGGACUAACGCUGCUUUGAUACACAUCCUGUAGGUGAUUCUUUGGUAAAUGUUUUUACAUUCCAGUAAAUCUAACUUGGCAUUA